AGAAAGCAAAAGACAGAACAAAGACGAAGACUCUUAUUAUCUUUUGUCUUUUUUUUUUCCUCUCUAUCUCUAGCUUGGUGAUGAUCUUGAAGCAAGAAUCAUGACCGUCCUUCACAGAUCUCUGUCGGAUGAUAUGACAAACAACACGGCCUGUGAAUCGUUGACGGAUUGCAUCGAAGACUUGAGGGAAUCAGGAUCUUGUUCAUCCACUUGUCUUAACUACUGUCUUUCCAUCUGCAAGAUCGUCUCUGAUCCGCCUCCAGUGAUUCACCGCGACCUUGACCAUAAAAUAAAGAAGAUCAUAAUCAUCACGGCUUCCUCUCUCAUCACAACUCUGUUUCUCCUUACUUUACUCGUUCUCUGUUUCAAGUGGUACAACAGGAGGAGAAGAUCAACAGCGUUAUCAAGAAGCAUAGAGGAAGCUAGGACUCGGGAUUUUGAUGGACAAUCACCUGCAAUGAUCGAUCAUCCGGUUUGGCAUAUCAGAACCAUUGGCUUGAAUCCAGCGGUUAUAAGUUCGAUCAAAGUGUGUAAGUAUAGUAAAAGAGAUGGUGUUGUCGAAGGAACUGAUUGUUCUGUUUGUUUAAGUGAGUUCGAAGAAGAAGAGAUGCUUAGAUUGUUACCAAAGUGUAGACAUGCUUUUCAUCUUUCUUGUAUUGAUACUUGGCUUAGAUCACACACCAAUUGUCCCCUUUGUCGUGCUCCUAUUGUAAAUGAUGAUGAUGGGGACGAUAUAGAGGAGACCCUUGUGAGUAUCAAUGGAGAUAUCGAUGAAGAAACUGAGAGGGAUGACGAGGUUGAAGCUGAUGGUUUUCUUGGUAUAGAUAUUAGAGAUGGUGAAGCAGAUAAGUCACAGCAGCGAGUGAGACGAUCAGUGUCGUUGGAUUCGAUGUCAGGUUUAAGGGUAAGUGAAGUUGUUGUUGUUGCUGGUAGAGGGAAAGAGAAGAUGAAGAGAGGCAAUGUUGUUGGAACUUCUAUUGUUGAUAGGUCAAGUUUCUUGAAGAGGUCCAUCUCUGACAUUGGUAAGUAGUAGCCUAGCAGGAGCUUUAUAUACUAAAAGUUCUUGUAGCCAAGAUGGUGAUCACAUAAAUUAUAUUAAGGUGAUACAAAGAAGAAUAUGAUUUUGUGCAUUUUGUUGUUUAUAAAGCUGCUACUCCUGUACUCAAGUGUAAAGAGUUGUCACAGCUUUUGUUUUGCCAUAGAUUCACUAAAUUGUAGAUUAAGUUGAUAAGAUACUCCAAUAGUUUCAUUUUGAUUGCUUCUCUGUUUAUCAUUUCUAUCAAUAAUACUAUCCAUCAGGGGAAA
Molecule: messenger RNA, 1305 nt
Organism: Brassica oleracea var. oleracea
Lineage: Eukaryota; Viridiplantae; Streptophyta; Magnoliopsida; Brassicales; Brassicaceae
Product: RING-H2 finger protein ATL54-like
Exons: 1
Coding region: 101-1030 (309 amino acids)
Biological process (GO): protein ubiquitination
Source: RefSeq, a predicted model, not a curated record